Trichomonas vaginalis G3 is the source of this 1272-nucleotide messenger RNA. Its product is annotated as CDP-alcohol phosphatidyltransferase class-I family. NCBI's taxonomy places the organism in Eukaryota, Parabasalia, Trichomonadida, Trichomonadidae. The coding region runs from base 1 to 1272 and encodes 423 amino acids. Gene Ontology annotation, molecular function: phosphotransferase activity, for other substituted phosphate groups. The transcript has a single exon. Gene Ontology annotation, cellular component: membrane. The record is from RefSeq and is a predicted model, not a curated record. Gene Ontology annotation, biological process: phospholipid biosynthetic process.
AUGUCGUUUAUUGAAUUUUGUAUGGCCAUUAAUAAAUUUCAGUUUCGGAUGCAGAUCUUUACCCAAGAAGAGCUCACAGCAGCCAAAAAUCACAAAUACUCAGGCACAGAUGACUCAUUAAUGGUUCGAUUCUGUUUCAAGUACAUCUGGAACUGGAUGGUCGAGAAAUUCCCAAUGUGGCUCGCCCCCAACGUUAUUACACUCACAGGAUUCCUCUUUGAAGUUGUUUCAUUCUGUCUUUCAUUCCACUAUUCCUCUUUCAUGAAAGUAGCCCUUCCAGAUUGGUUAUGUAUUGUUGAUGGCGCUUGCUUAUUAAUUUAUCAGACAUUAGACAACCUCGAUGGUAAACAGGCAAGAAGAACAGGCUCAUCAUCCUCUCUUGGUCAGUUCUUUGACCACGGUUGCGACGCUAUCACCGGAUGCCUCGAAUUAAUGAAGGCUUCAAUGGUUUUCGAGUACCAUGCUUCAACCAAAACAUUUGUAUUCGUCUCCUGCAUGGGUAUUGGCUUCCUUCUCACAACCUGGGAAGAGUUUUGCACUCAUAAGUUCUAUCUCGGUUACUUGAACGGUCCAGACGAGGGUCUCUUCCUUCUUGGCCUUGCACAGAUCUCAUGCGGUAUCAAGAUAAGGAUGAAAAACUUCUAUAGCUGGAAUUUCUUCAACUAUGCCUUCAUUAUCGGUUUUGUUUUUACACUUCUCCUCAUUUUCUAUGACGUAUUCAAAGAGAUCUGGAACGAACCAUCUAAAAUCAAGCAGGGCCUUCUUGCAAUCCUUCCUUGCUUCAUUACUUUCGGAUUAUUCCUUGCCAACGCCAUUUCGAUGAAAUUCUUCAACAUGUCUCCAUACUUCAUCAUGCUCUGCGGUCUUGUUCUUCAAUACGGCGGUCAAAUGAUUAUUGUUGCAAUUUUGACCGGAAAAUCAGCAUUAUCUCUUUUCAGCGCCAUCCAGGUCAUCGAGUGGAUCUUGAUUGCUGUUCCAUUACUUCCAGAAAUUGUGUUUUCAGAGCAGUACUGGAUGAUUUUGUUCUACGCUCACUUGGCACUGAUGCUUAUCACAGAUAUCAACGUUGUUUACAGCCUUUCUACUGGCCUCGGCAUUCCUAUCUUCACAAUCAAGCACCGGGAACAGUCUCUCCCAUCAGAACAGAUGGAAAUUGUCAACAUCGAGGAAGAUGAAGGUUCCUUCGCUGCUGACGCUGAUCCUGAACAAGUUGACGACAAAGUUACUCAGGAUCCAGAGCAACAUGAUGAAAAACCUGCUGAAUCUCUUUAA